AAAAAAAAAACUAUAACCCUAACUCGAUCCAGUUCACUUCCGCUUCCAUCCACGCGAUCCGAGCUUUCCCUCUCCUUCGAGAUGGCGGCCAUGCGGAACGCUGUCCUCAGACACCUCCGGGUGAAAGUGGGUUAUCCUUUUCCGGCACCGGCGGGGACCGUCUCCUUCGCGGAUAUCCUUCGCCGCUACUUCUCUCAAGACGCCACGGCCUCAUUCCUUGAUAAGUCAGAGGUUCUCGAUCGAGUCAUAACCGUGGUCAAGAGCUUCCAAAAGGUCGAUCCCUCCAAGGUCACUCCAACUGCUCAUUUUCAAAAGGAUCUAGAGCUGGACAGUUUGGACACUGUUGAGGUUGUGAUGGCUUUUGAAGAAGAAUUCGGUUUUGAGAUUCCUGAUAACGAAGCAGAUAAGAUUGACUCGAUUAAAGCAGCUGUGGAUUUCAUUGCUUCCCAUCCCCAAGCAAAAUGAGAUUUUUGAUAGUGCGGAAUGUUAAUAUGAACUGUUUUUUUCCUGUUAAACCUGUUGCAACUGGCAAGGCUUGACCUUUUGCCACCAGAAGAUGGAAUGAUUUGGUAAUUUCAGCCACAUUGGACGUCUGUGUAAUCGUACAAACUAAACUCAGAGCCUAGCUUGGAACUUGUUGCUCAGUCCACUACAGUUCCAAAUAGUCUCUUGAGUUUGGUAUAAAUUCUCUUAUCUGCAUUCACUAAUGGUAGCUUCUGAUUUGUUAUCUUAGUAA
This is a messenger RNA of Zingiber officinale, 736 nucleotides long. RefSeq names its product acyl carrier protein 2, mitochondrial-like. Bases 82 to 465 code for a protein of 127 amino acids. Gene Ontology annotation, biological process: fatty acid biosynthetic process. Lineage: Eukaryota; Viridiplantae; Streptophyta; Magnoliopsida; Zingiberales; Zingiberaceae. The transcript is spliced from 2 exons. The record is from RefSeq and is a predicted model, not a curated record. Gene Ontology annotation, cellular component: mitochondrion. Gene Ontology annotation, molecular function: acyl binding; acyl carrier activity.